CCUCCCGCGCCUGCGCAGAAGCUGCGGAAGGCGCCGUCAUGACCGCGUCAGGACUCGCCGCCUUGCUGGGCCGCGUCCCUGCGGCUGCGUGGGGAGCGACAAGAUCACCCAUUCUGUAUCAUUCUUGGAGAAAAGCAAGUUCUUCGCCAGGGGGAAAAGCUGGACACGUCACACAAACCCUUAAGAAGCCCAGGUUGCCAGAAGGUCGCUUUGAUGCCCCAGAGGGCUCCCAUUUUGAGAAAGAACCACUGAAAAAAUUCCCAGAUGAUGUUAACCCAGUUACCAAAGAAAAAGGUGGACCAAGGGGCCCGGAACCUACGCGAUAUGGAGAUUGGGAACGAAAAGGACGCUGUAUUGACUUUUAAGUCACAUAUUCUUUAACUUUGUAUCAUUUUCUGAAUAUGCACAUAUGAACUAUUUCUGCCUUUUCUUUCUAUUCUUCAAUUCAUUAUUUUCAUAAUAUGCUUAAAAAUAUUCUUGAUGGCUCUAAGAGAAAAUAUACUAUAACUAUAAUAAAUUAAGAAAGGGGAAAAUAGUUUUGCAUUAGCACAUAUUUAACUUGAAUGUUUUGGGAUUUAUAGAUGAUGAUAGUUGUAAACUUCUGCUUCAUCCUUUUUUCAGCGUAAAUUAAUCAGUUGCUGCUAAAUGUAAAUAAAAUAAUUUUGCAGUGA
Messenger RNA from Ochotona princeps (American pika), 671 nucleotides. RefSeq names its product succinate dehydrogenase complex assembly factor 4 (gene SDHAF4). The record is from RefSeq and is a predicted model, not a curated record. The coding region runs from base 39 to 365 and encodes 108 amino acids. Lineage: Eukaryota; Metazoa; Chordata; Mammalia; Lagomorpha; Ochotonidae. The transcript has 3 exons. Gene Ontology annotation, cellular component: mitochondrion. Gene Ontology annotation, biological process: mitochondrial respiratory chain complex II assembly.